This is a messenger RNA of Anolis sagrei ordinatus, 4666 nucleotides long. NCBI's taxonomy places the organism in Eukaryota, Metazoa, Chordata, Lepidosauria, Squamata, Anolidae. The record is from RefSeq and is a predicted model, not a curated record.
GAAGGGAAGAUUCAGGGAGACCACGGAAUCCAAGCGUGGAGUCUGUUCAGAGCUGGUGGACCAGGUCCUUUUGCUUCCAACGUCCAGUGCCAACAGUACCAUAUUCACCUGACUUCGGAUUAUUUUGAUGGGAACGUUGCUUGGAAGUAAUUUCGCUGGAGCCCAGGAUUGACUCUUUCUGCAGCUGGAUUAAUUUUUCCUUUGGCUUGGAUGUAAUCUAAUUGCCGACAAUGGGGCCACUCCACAACCUCAAGGGAAUGCUGUGUUUGCCGUGGGGUCUCCCCUGAAGCUUCUGCAAAGGGGUCUAAUUUGCCAUUUUCUUCUGCUGUGGACUAUGAGGAGUGGAUGAUCUCUGCCCCAAGGUGGUCUCCCCAGGAGUAGGGGAGCCAUGCCCUGCCAACGGCGGCCGUGGUCAACCAGCGACACGCCGAGAGAGGACCUCUUCUACCAAACAUAUUACAGCCUGAGCCAACAAUACCCCCUGAUCCUCCUCCUCCUGGUUAUCGUCUUGGGCAUCUGCGUGGCUCUUAUCGUCACUUCUUUUGCCAGUGGGAGGGAAUUCUCCUCCAACCUGGACUUCCUGGUGACCUUAUUUGUCGCCCUUGUGGUCUUCAUUCUCAUCCUGGUCCUUGUGUGCAUUGAAAACCUCUUCCAGCGAUGUACCCGGAUCUUCUCGGCCAUCAUUUGGACCUGCCUGAUCACCAUGGGCUACGUCUUUGUCUUCACAGGCGGGGAGGUUAGAGCCUGGGACCAGGUUUCCUUCUUCCUUUUCAUCAUCUUCAUCGUUUACACCAUGUUGCCUGUGGGCAUGGAGGAUGCAGUGGCCGCUGGCAUAGUCACUUCUCUCUCCCACAUCAUAGUCCUGACAGUCUAUCUCUCAAUGGAGCCUGGCUCACAGUUGGACUUGGCACUGCAACUCCUGGCCAAUCUAUUUAUUUUUAUCUGUGGCAAUUUCGUGGGUGCGUUCCACAAGCAUCUAAUGGAAGUGGCCUUGGGAGAGACGUUCCAUGAGACCUUCAACCUCAUCCAAUCCCGAGUCAAGCUGGAAUCAGAGAAACAGCACCAGGAACACCUUCUCCUCUCCAUACUUCCUGCCUAUAUUGCCUUGGAGAUGAAGGCUGAGAUCAUUGAGAGGCUGCGGGAUGGGGGCCAGGCACAACGCCAACGUGAGAGCACCAAUAACUUCCACAAUCUCUAUGUGAAGCGCCACCAGAAUGUCAGUAUUCUUUAUGCUGACAUUGUUGGCUUCACUCUUUUGGCCAGUGAAUGCUCCCCCAAAGAGCUAGUCCUUAUGCUCAAUGAACUCUUUGGCAAGUUUGAUCAGAUUGCUAAGGAUAAUGAAUGCAUGAGGAUCAAGAUCUUGGGUGACUGCUACUACUGUGUCUCUGGGCUGCCCGUGUCACUUCCUAACCAUGCCCGAAACUGUGUCAAGAUGGGCCUUGAUAUGUGCCAGGCCAUAAAGAAGCUGCGUGAUGCCACUGGGGUGGACAUCAACAUGAGAGUUGGAGUCCAUUCGGGAAAUGUGCUGUGUGGGGUGAUCGGUCUCCAAAAAUGGCAGUACGAUGUCUGGUCUGAUGAUGUGACAUUAGCCAAUCACAUGGAAGCUGGAGGUGUGCCAGGGAGGGUCCACAUCACAGAGGCCACUUUGUCACACCUGGGUGGUGUAUAUGCCGUGGAGGAUGUGUGUUGCUGGCAACGGGAUUCGUACCUAAAAGAGAACAAGAUCAGAACCUUUUUGGUCAUUGAUCCCAGGGCUGAAGAAGUAAGCUGCACCGGAACCCUUUCACCUGCCCCAGGUGAGUGCUACAAGAUGAGGGCCUCGGUCCGGAUGACCCGCUACCUGGAGUCCUGGGGUGCAGCCAAGCCCUUUGCCAAUCUCAAGCAGCGGGACAACCUUCCACCAGAGUCAACAGGAUUCGUUCGGAACAACCACUCGGAGAUUUCUUUGGGGUCCUUGAACCAACAGAGGACCAUGGAAAGAGUCCGUGUCCCCAGGAGCCCAGAUGAAGAGCUAGAAGGAGUGGAUGAGAAGUUCUUCCAACUCAUUGAACAGCUGAACUCACAGAAGCAAUGGAAGAGGUCGGAAGAUUUGAACCGCAUCACGUUGUACUUCAAGGAGCAGACUCUUGAGAAGGAGUACCGUUUCUCAGCACUCCCAUCUUUCAGUUACUACACCGUUUGCACCUUCCUGGUUUUCAUCUCCAACUUCAUCAUCCAGUUCCUCGUGGUUUAUAAGACAGAAGCCUUGGGGAUCUCCUAUGGAAUUUCCUUCUUCAUCUUUCUCCUCCUCCUCCUCACCUGUUUUUCUGGACACUUGGCAAAGUGUUUCUUGAAAGGCCCAAAGAUCUUCUACUGGGUUCCAUCCAUCUCGGCCAGUGUCUGCACCCAGCCAUGGCUGCGGGUCUCUCUCGGCAUCAUCACCAUCCUUGUGGUCCUCACCAUGGCUGUUCUGAAUUUGUUCUUUAUGCCAGAGGCCUUGUGUCAUUCAAAACCUCAAAAUUUCACCCUAGAUGGUAUGAACAUCACACAAGAAUUUAUUCCCGCCGACAACCUCUUCUGUGUUCCAUACUACAUCUACUGUUGUAUCUUGGGGUUCCUCUCAUGUUCCCUCUUCCUGCACAUGAACUUUGAGCUCAAGCUGACCAUGUUGGUGCUCUGCCUCAUCAUCUACAAUGUGUUGUUCCUUCAGACCCACUCCUGGCUCUCUGAUUGCUAUGUUUCCUUCCUGUAUCCCAAUCAGACAGCUCUCAGGCCCGGCGUGCUGAAGGAACCCAAGGUGAUGGGAGCAUUCUCAUUCUUUGUCUUCUUCUUCACACUCUUGGCUUUGGCGAGGCAGAAUGAGUAUUAUUGCCGCUUAGAUUUCCUUUGGAAAAAGAAGUUCAAGAAAGAACGUGAGGAGAUCGAAACCAUGGAGAACCUCAACCGUGUUUUGCUGGAGAAUGUGCUGCCAGCUGAUGUUGCACAGCAGUUCAUCCGCCAGAACCGGCGCAAUGAGCAGGAUUUGUAUCACCAGUCUUACGAUUGUGUCUGUGUUCUCUUCGCUUCCAUACCGGAUUUCAAAGAAUUCUACUCAGAAUCCAAUGUCAACCAUGAAGGACUUGAGUGCCUUCGUCUGCUUAAUGAGAUCAUUGCUGACUUUGAUGAGCUUCUCCUGAAGCCCAAGUUCAGUGGAGUUGAGAAGAUCAAAACCAUUGGGAGCACAUACAUGGCAGCUACUGGCUUGAACAUGGCUGCUGGCCAGGAUAACCAACAGGAUGUGGAUCGGAGCUACACCCACUUGGGAACGAUGGUGGAGUUUGCCAUGGCUUUGGUGGCUAAGCUAGACAUCAUCAACAAACACUCUUUCAACUGUUUCAAGCUUCGUGUGGGCAUGAAUCAUGGCCCAGUUGUAGCUGGAGUGAUUGGAGCUCAGAAACCCCAGUAUGAUAUUUGGGGGAAUACGGUGAAUGUGGCCAGCCGGAUGGAGAGCACAGGUGUGCUGGGGAAGAUACAGGUCACAGAAGAAACAGCGAAAUCCUUGGAGACCCUGGGUUAUGCUUGCUGUUUGCGUGGCAUUAUCAAGGUGAAGGGCAAAGGUCAGCUGCGGACAUACUUUGUGAAUACAGACAUGGCUCGACCUGGAUCCCAAGGGCCAAUGCUGAGCUGACUCCUACUGAAUGAAACUGUGGCCUGCACUAAACGCUUGCGGGCUAGACAUUUCUUGUGAAUGGUUGCAGCCCUUCCUCGUGGCACUUGAGGGCAGCACAGGACUUGAGUGACCUCUCUCGCCUGCGAUUUCAUGCAAGCCUUUGUGUUCCAUACUUGGUUUGUGGUCACUACCAUAAUGAAAUGUCAGGAGGCAAUGAAGACAUGUCAACAUGCAUUUCAUACAUAAGAUAAGUGACAGAGGAACUAAAGAGGAAAUUGCCUCUCCUGAGGACAACCUUACCACCAGUGGAAGCCUUGGCCAGUGUGCCUCCAUGUUUUUUUCCUGUUACGAAAAUAGGUAUGGAAAUAAUAUUUGUAAAUUUUUUUUUAAAAUGCUUGAAAGACAUUUUUUUCGAGUGUGGAGAAACUACCGAGAAGAAUCCUAGACUGAAAAGUAUAUUUGGAUUUUAUUCAGAACAGAAAUCAGCAUUUUCUGUGCAGGAUAAAGCAUUUUCGUCAUGGAAAAUAAUAUUUGAACACAGAAAUAUUUAUCCCUUCAGAAAAAGCAAAUUGAUCCCAUAUGAAUUUUAUGCAGAAUAAAUCCCCAAUUACAACAUUUUCUGCAAUGCUGAAACAGCUGGAUGUCCUUAACUAAUUCUAGCACAACAUACCUACCUAGGGCCAAAUAUUCCUACGCAAGGAGGCAAAAGAUGGGAUUCAUUGCCAGAAUCAGUCAUCGAAAGUGUCUCAUGAUGAAUUGAGAUUCCCCCCCCCCCCUUUGCUUGAAAGGAGGAGGAGAAAGAAAAGGAGCCAAGCUGGAUUUACAGAAACUACAACUGGUGUAUAUAAAUUCGUGAAGGAUUAAAUGGUUUUACCUAUUCUAUUUGUAGAUAAUAACAUGUUGUAUGUGAUUAUUCUCAUGGUUUUGGUUUGACUUUGCUCUGACUUCAUCGAUACUUGGGGAACUGUCGGCAUUUGCUAUUCAGGCACAGCAAUGCUUGGGAUGUGAAUAUGUCACCCUUCCUACCAUUUUUAUUGC